AUGCAAGCGGGAACCUCGCACUUCUCAGCUCAUGCUGUUACUACUAGCGCCCCGUUUGAUACCGCCAACGCUUCUCAAUACGAUUCUGCCGCGCUCCUCGACUACCAGCACCGCCAGAGCCACCGCAGCAACUCUCUCUCGUCCGGCAGCAUCGUCACCGUAGGACGUCCGUCCUCUCUGGCCCGUGUGCCCAGCGCCGAUGCUAGCCUGACACCAUUGAAUCUCGGCCGCGAUCCCAUGUCACCUGCCCCUGCCCACAAGCGAAGGAGGAGCGUGGCCAUUGAACCCAGCGAUGAUCAGUACGGAGCCGGUCUUGAUAGCGUCGGGGCGCUCAAUCGCUGGUCGCAUUCAACCACUUCCAGUGUGGCAAGUAACGCGCGCCGCAAUCGAUCUAGCAGUGGUGCGGUUCUGUCUUCGCUGGUCGGCCACGUCUUUUCUCCUCGCCAAAAACCCCUUACCGCGCUCGACCCAUCACCCAGGUCCAGCCCGCACAAGAGAAAUGUAGCUUCUAACUCAUCCGAUCUCACUGCUAGCCCUGACCGGAGUCGCCGGACUUCGAGGAUACAGGACCUCUCUGGUCAAUUGACCGCACUGCCUUCCCUGCAUACGACACCAGCAUUGACCGAUCCCAAUGAUAUCGAGUCGCCAUCCACGACACAGACCGUACCGACCCCCUCUACGCAUCAGCCAUACACGCAAACGGAAUACUUCGAGGGCGAUGAUGUCCUAUCUCCAUACGGAAUGGCGAAGGCAAAGCGAGUGGUGAUGGUGCGGAAUAACACGGCGCCAAUGCAGGUCAAUCACAGCGGAGCCGCUGGCUCAGACAGUCAGGAGACUCUGAAGAACAACAGCUCCUCACUACAGUCGGAUGAAGCCUCCAAACGUCGAUCGAAAACAGCAGACGAUGUCAAUGGUCACAGACGGCCGCGAAAUAGAGAAAGAUCAGAGAAAGACAAGAAAACGAUGCUGUCGAAAGCGUUACAAAAGGCGAAUACAGCAGUGCUCUUGGACAAUGCGCAAAAUUACGAAGGCGCGCUAGAAGCAUAUGGAGAUGCGUGUGGCCUGCUCAUGCAGGUCAUGGAGCGCACUUCAGGUGAGGACGAUAAGCGCAAGCUGGAUGCAAUCCGAGUGACCUACAGCAACCGGAUGGAAGAGUUGCGACAGCUCGCACAGGAGAGACCAACGACAUCUGAUGACAAGGAUUUGCCAGCCAGGCCUAUGAGUGACGACAGCUUAUCAUUAAAGAGUCCUGGGCCACUCUCAAGCCCUGUAAAUGGGGCGUUCCAGGAAGCAUCGCUUAUGGCAUCACCUACAUCUCGCAGCAAGACGGAUAGUGAGGUGCCGCGACUAUCGUAUCCUCGCAAGGAUCGGGACAGCUUCUUUCAAAGGACGAUGGAAGCGGUAGACAGCAGUUUUCACUCAGAUUCUCAGGAGGAACCUUUCCAUGAACAACAAGCUUCGCCGGGCGCUGAGGAAGAGCAAGUUGUGUUUGGUGGCAGGUCGAAACGGAAGUCAGUACAUCUACCGCCACCCCAGCAGGACCAGUUCAUGCCGAGACCACUUUCACCGCGCCGACCAGGUUCGCCCAACCAGGAAGCUCAGUCACAGGAAAACUGGCAGCAGGAAGAGGAAACUGCGCCAAGCGCCGAGAAUGGAUUGUCGCGUGGCCGAGCCGACAGCAAAGAUUCGACAUCGUGGUUAGACACAAUAGAUGAAUCCGGCGAUUCGUGCUCCGACUCCGACGAUUUCCACGAUGAGCAUGGCAAGCGCAGGAAGCACAUCCGAGGUGCAAGUAAUGGCACCGAUCCUGACUUCGAUGCAGCAUUCGACGCGGCCGUGGAGGCUGCUUAUGACGAGGGUCUUGAGCCAGACUUGGAGGCACGCAAGAAGCGCAUGACCGCGCUGCGACGUACACAGAAUGGUUCUGUACAGAUACCAGCAUCAGACAUUGACGAGAUCGAGGCCGAAGACUACGAGCAACCCAGUGUAUUAGGUCUUGAUGCCGAUGACGAAGAAGAGGAACGCAUUCUGGACGAAAUAACCCAGGACUAUGGGUCAGCCUUCAAUUUCGACCUUGGUUCGAAGUCUGCGCUACCACGACAGUCAGACUCCAGUGGGUACUCGCGAAGCACAUGGCAGAGCUCCCAAGUAACCGACCGGCACACUGCCGCGACGUCACUGUCGACAGUUGCUGAAGAUGUGUUAUCUUCAAACAGACUUUCGAAGCAGAUCGCGCAUUCAAGACCCCGUGGUGAAAGCUCAGCACUUCCGCCGCCUUCAGGACCGCCGCCUGGGCCGCCGCCCACCAGCGCAUUGCCUACUCUGCCUAGGCCGCCUAGUGCAAGCAACAACCAAACGUUUGGAGUUCGAAGCCGCCGGCUGUCGGCUCUCAACUCAAAGCAGCUCAAGAUUGAAACAUCGCCCGGGCCCAGUAUUCGCAAGCGAGCUUCCACUUUUCACCACACUGCAAGCCCGUUUGCGGAGGAGCACGAAGAUCAAGAUGCGUCUGAACAAGAGAAGUUGGGUGCGGAAUUGGAGCCAACGCCAUCAGACUCACAGCACGAGAACAUGCUUCAAUCACCUCCGUCGCUCGAGUUCCACCAGGCGCUUGACGACAUGACUGGUCAAGAUGAGCAGGAUGGACAAUACAGGCCAAGCUAUGAGGAGGUGCCUGGCGAACUGCCUGGACUACAGCCUACGCUAUUCAGGAAGAAUAAGUCAUCAGUGAGCUUGCGCGAACAUGCUGGCCACCAGUUGCUAGUAGCGUCGCCGGAUCCUGAAGCGCACUCGAGUCUGGCCACUCCCAUGAGCUCGACCUUCAUGACAUUCGCCUCGAAACGACAACGCGAUCUGAACCCACUGACCUCGCAGCGCGCGACCCUACCUUCAUUCGCACAGGCAGAUUUCGAGCAGCAAGUCGGCGGAGGCAUAUUCCUCUUCGACACGUCACUGUCUGCCAAAGAAGCGCCAGUUUCUCCAAGAUCGCCGAACCUACCUCCCUUGCCAAUAGGCCUUGAACCUUGUCCCGAACCCUUUCUGCUACGGCCGUUCUGGCUCAUGCGUGGGUUAUCACAGACCAUCACACAUCCCAGAGGCGGCUUCCUAUCCACGAAGUUGUUUGUGCCUCGCGAAGUAUGGCAGACAAGAGGUGUUAAGCUCAAGCUCGUGGAAGACAAGGUAGCGAAUUGUGACUUACUCACCGCUGCGCUCGGUCGACUUGCGGGCGUGGACACAUACGAUGCAGACGCUGUCAUGGACGAGCUUCAAAGCUUCGAAGAGGUGAUGGAGCGCGUGCAGGCCGCUCUCGCGAAAAAGCUUGGAAGCGAUGUUGGCGUCCACGGCGUGACUGGCAUGUUCAGAGACGCGUCGUCUGCGACUGUUGCAAGCGCCAUGGGUCACGCACAUGGCGCUGACAACCCACAGCCCGAUAAGGCGGCGAAGAGCAACUCGGGAAAGUCCUACCUCACAUCCUGGCGAAAGCUGCGAAACAAGAGCUCUGGCGCGCCACUAUCUACCAACACAGCGGCACAGCCUGCAACAGCCAAACCUGGAGUCGAAAAAGAACAACAUUUAAUGCCAUCCGUCCCCAUGACGAAUUUCGUACCCGUCGAACGUCGAGGCACGAAGAGGGAUGCUCGCAACCUCGUCUUUGAAGGUCCCAACAAAGAGUACAUGGGCUCCCUAGCUCGGCUGUUCGACGGCGUACAAGUGCUCGAUCAAAUUGCGAGACAGGUUGAGGAUCCCGGUCUGAAGCACUCGUCGCCUACGCAUGUUGGGCUGGAACUCAGUAUUCGCCACGCAGCCGAGUUUUUUGGAUUCUAUGUGUGUAGGUUUGUGUUGGCAGAUUUGGGCCUUUUGAUGGAGAAGUAUUUGAAGAGAGGGACGGAGUGGGUGCUCGCUUAG
Fulvia fulva is the source of this 3903-nucleotide messenger RNA. RefSeq lists its product as uncharacterized. The record is from RefSeq and is a predicted model, not a curated record. NCBI's taxonomy places the organism in Eukaryota, Fungi, Ascomycota, Dothideomycetes, Mycosphaerellales, Mycosphaerellaceae. Bases 1 to 3903 code for a protein of 1300 amino acids. The transcript is spliced from 2 exons.